Messenger RNA from Bombus impatiens (common eastern bumble bee), 3998 nucleotides. RefSeq lists its product as uncharacterized. The record is from RefSeq and is a predicted model, not a curated record. The transcript is spliced from 2 exons. The coding region runs from base 125 to 1174 and encodes 349 amino acids. Lineage: Eukaryota; Metazoa; Arthropoda; Insecta; Hymenoptera; Apidae.
UCAACAGAUAGAUAUUAAUCAGAAAGUUCAUUAUAAAGAUUCUUUAAAGGAAACAUGUUCCGAAGAUGAUGACUCCAGUUUAGAUAGUAAUUCGAAAAGAGCUAUACAACAAGAUGAGAAGAGUAUGAAAGAAGAGGAAAUAGUAACAGAUGUUCAAGAUAACAAACACAGUAAAACGAUAUUAGGGAGUACCUCUAUUUGCCACAACUUCCGGUUGAAUCAUAUUAGUCAAGUUGCAAAAAAGCAUAUUUCUUUACCGAAAAAUUUAAAAAAUCCAUUUGGUAAAAAUCAAAAGAAUAUUGUUCACAGGACUUUGAAAAAUUCAUUUGGUCAAAGUCAUAGUAAGAAAGCUGAUACACAAUUAUCUCACACGACUUUAGUUGACAUACAGGUUGAAGACUGCCGACAAUACGCGAUCGGAGAAAAGUCACUGUCGUCAUUUUCCAAUAUUCCUAAUGAUAAUAAUAAAAGUAUUUCAGACUGUAAAAGUAUUCAAAGUCAGUUCAAAAUAGAGAGGAAAUCUCCUAUAAAUCAAUUCAAAUAUAGUAGUAUAGAAUCUGUUUUGGAUUCAGAAUGUACGAAGAAUACUAAGAAACAUUGUUGUACUAAAAUUUUAAGUAAAGACGUAAUUGUAAAAGGUAAGAGAUCCGAAGACCAUGAAUCACAAGCUCAUAAUGAAAAAUCAGCAGAAUCUACGAAAAAGUUUUCGUGGAGUAGUAAGAGUAAUAAAUUUGCAAGUAAAAGUUUCGAAAAAACAUGCAAAGAUAAAGGAAAAAGCCAAGAUUCAAUGGAAAAGAAACUGAGAGCUAAAAGAAUUCUUUCCAGCCCGUUAAGAAAAUUUGGUCGGUCGUCUUUGACAAUCGAGCCAGAUAAAAUUAUGAUAAACUUACCAAAGUGUUCUCCUUGUGCUUGUAGGUUGGCUGCAAGCUCAAAGAUUUUAUCCAAUGAUUCCAGUUUACUUUCCCGAUUCACUGCAAAUCACGAGAGUCCCCACCACGCUGUACGUUCGAAGAGUCCAUCGCAUAUAAACGUACAGAUAGACAUUAGUUCCAAGACUUCAGAAAGAACAUCAAUGCAAACUAAUUUGUUACCAAAUGUAAAACAAUUUCAAAAAUCACGGUAUACACCUCGAAGCAGAAGCGUUGGUGAGUUGUGCAACAUUGUCAACAAGUGAAGCAAUCUUGAAUUAUUCGUUUAUUAGAACGGAACUAUGGUAUUUAACAAACUGGACUUUCGACAUCAUCAGUUGAAUGCUCGGGAAAUGUUAUUCAGAAGUUGAAGCGAGAACUAUACAAAUCGAUCCUGAUAAAAUUUAACAAGCAACUUUAGAGACAAAGUGUUAACUAAAUAAUAUGAAUUCCACGUGUCUCGCCGAGUUGUCGUUCCAUUAUUCUUCCACAUAACUGUCUUUAAAGAAAUCAUAGAUUUAUACGCACGACACUUAUUCGGGCUGUAACAGUGCUAGUGAGACUGUGCACAUAAAUACAUAUGCGAUAUAUACAUAAAAAUUAUUAUAUUUCUAGAGAUAUGAGAUAAUAUAUCUGUGCAUAUUGAAUAUUCUUACUACACAUGCGUACACAUACUGAUGCAUGCGUGCGUUUGUUGUAAGUCGUUUUCGCAGCGUACGCUGUGAAACAUUGUUAUGACAAAUAUGUCAAGUAUUAUUAUCAUUAUUAUUAUUAUUAUUAUUAUUACUAUUAUUUGAUCUUUAUCAUCAUUCUCUUUAAGACUAAGGAGUCGAAUAUAGCUUACAUUGAAAUACUUUCUGCUACCACGAAUGCUAUUAUACUCGAUUCUAGCAAGUGUGUGGCACUAAAAUUCUUCGCUGAACCUAUACUCGUUAAUUUAAACAUCGAUAUAAUUUUAUAUUAUUAUUGGUUGAUCAAAAAAUCAAACAACUUUGUAAAUGCUUUUGUUGUUGAUCAUUUUAUCAUAUUCUUAUGCAUUUAAACUUAUUUCUCCGAAAGAAAAGAGAAUAAGUAACGAUUAAUAGAUUUGUUAAUGAAUGUGGGAUGUGUUUUGCAUUGCGUGUUUUUAUGACUUUUAUAAAUUAGGUUCAGCGGUAAAAAAAAUGUUACGUGAAAUCGCAUGAUUUUAUAAGUAAAUCGCUGUCACUCAGACCGGAAUAUAUGAUAGCUGUACCGAUAAUGGAAACAUUUGUUUUUGUAUUAACCCACAGCAAAGGCCUGUGCAGCGAGCAAUGGAAAUCUUCCAAGGUAGCAAAAAAUUUAGGAUAGAGACUAAAAGUUAAUGGAUAGCGUUAAGAAAAUGUGUAAGUGUAAGACGUCAUAAAAAACGUUAUGUUUUAAUGACAAUGAAUGAGAUGAUGGUCUUGCAAACAACAAUAAGAAUAAGAAUGCAACUAGAUAGGGACAAUAUUACUGCCAAACUUGAUUAUGAAUUAGUUUAUUUCUAAAGAGGUGAAUCGUUUGGAGGAUCUUGUCUAUAGUGUAUGUAUAAUGUAUGCGACAACGUGAAAUGACUGUACGGAGCCAAUGGAAUGAAUCGGCGCUUGUACAUGUAUGUAUUUCUCUAGGGAUUGUUCGUUUUUAUUGUUAAUUUUGCAUUCUCGUGAACAUUUCUACCCGUCCUCGUUGUCUUUUAAACAAUAAAUUGCUAUGAAUGUCUUCAAACUACAAGUAUACACUGAAAUUAAAUGUUUGUAUAAUUGUGAUGGUAUGAACGAACGGAAAGUGAAUAUAUUUUUAUUAUCUAUUUAUGAUACAUGGCUUCUGUUGUUCGAUGGUUUCUGGCUACAUCUCCACUUAUUUGAAAGUAUCUUAUCUACAAGAGGAUAUAAGAUUGUAAAAAUUUAAUUAAAAAAAUAAAGGUCGAUCUAAUAGAUCGUUAUUGAAAGAUACGAAAUAUUUUCGUUCGUUUAAUCGUAGCUUUGAUAAUUUUAAUUAUCGUUAUUUAUAUGUGUAUUACUUUUUUUAUUUGUUUCACAUUGCUGUUGAAAAAUUUUCUACUCGAUCGUCAAAUAUUAUAUUCACUUUCCUCUAGCAUUAAUCUUUUAGAAUAGUCUAUGGUACAUAAUAGUACCGAAAUAAAAAGAGUCCGAUGUUACCCUUCCAUUGGCUUUCACGUAGCCGCUGUUAAAUUGAUCUGUAUCGCAAUUAUUACGUAACUCGUGAAAAAAAAAAAUUUAUACCGUUGUUCGACAAAUGUCCAGUUUUAUAAACGGCAGAUAUUUCAGAGAGGGAUUUUAUAGAAAACUCCGCAAAGAUAACGUAUAAUAGUAAAAUGAUCGGUGCUCGCCGAAAACUAGAACCGAUCGUUUAUAAAACUGGAUAGAAACUAACUUUUGUACAGCAUAUUUCGAAUGCAUACGCGUCCCCUCUUUCUUCUACUUUCUUUCUCGUUUCCUGUUGUGUGUUUCUCUUUUUCUCUCUUUCUCUCGCUCAUUUCUUUUACUAUUUUUUACUACCCUAUUCUGUCUCUCAAUAUGCGUCAAGCAAUCGACCGGUUUUGAACAGCACUUUCGUCUUUCAUAAUUGCAUCGUGCCGGUAAAAUGGUACUCAAUGGUCUUUGAGGGGGGCGGGGGUAUCACGCGAAUCACGGUGCGGUAUUCAUAACUGUACAUAAUAGCGUGUAAGUGAAGUAUUAGAAAUAAUACGCUCGAUGUUCUGUUCGGUCGUAACCAAUGUACUUACGGCAGAAGAUGGGUUAAAGAGAUGGGAGGGAGGAGAUAACAAUGAUAGAGAUUACGAGAUCCCCUGUACCGAUCGUUAGUGUCAUAUGUAUCACGAAGUGUAACGACUGUAACACAAAAUGAAUUAGUUGAUUAGUUGUCUGAUAAGUAAAUAACAUGUAGCUCAUUACAAAAUUAUUAUAGGACAGGAAAGAGAAGAAAGAGAAGAAAGAUGAGUAUCUCGGAUUGAAUAACAAAAUUACUGUUUUAUUUAGUGCAUAAAGACAUGAUACCAAGCGGAAUAACGUUAUUUCUUACGAAAUCGUGUAGAAUACGUAGUCUGAAAUACACUUGCUGGGCACCCGA